AUGAACACCCAGAGAGAGCAGAUUGAGAAGUUACUUUCUGAGGAAUCAAUAGAAACAGUACGGAAUGCCUUAAGGGAACCAGAUAUAUAUGGUCCAUUAAAGGAUAUAUACAGUGUACUAUUAGAAGAUGACCCGAAUAAUAUGGAAAUAUUGCAGGUUUUGGAGAGACACAGUAGUACACACAUUGUAUACCUAGUGUAUGGUGACUACUUAGCCAGAAAGAAUAGAAUAGAAGAGGCAAUUGACCAAUAUAAGACUGCUGCUAAACUCACAGCAGAUAUAACUGAGACAAUUUCAAUUCUUAAGAGACUAAUAUUCGGAUACUUGCAGAUCCGUGAUAUACCAGGGGCAUUUUACACAGGAUGGACACUUAUUGAGAUGAAUCUAGUAGGGUAUAAUAUGCGGUUACUCAGAUUUAUAUGUGGUUUAGUCACAAAAGAGAAAUUUGCUGGUCAGAGUAUCCUUGGGGAAGCAGAGAGAACAGAAAGACUCAUUAGUGAAAAUAUCAAAAUAACAGAAGAAAAGACAGUAAAGAAUGGAGGACUAGAGAGAGUAGUAGUACAAGACCUGGAGAUAAUAGGGAAUUCUGGGAUGGGUGACUUCCUUAAGGAGCACAAGAUAGAUAUCUCUAAAGAAUUUGAAGUUGGUAUUAUAACGGAUACUUUACCAUAUUUAAAUAUCCUGGAGACAGUAGGAUUUAGUGCCUUCAUACAGGAAUAUCACAAUAAAGUCAUCCCAGAAGACAGAAAGACAGAAUUAGGCAUGGAUAGAGAUGUUAUAUUGUACUUUAUAAUGACAGAAGAUAUCCUUAUGCUGUAUAAAUUAGCAGAGUACUUCUAUAGUAGAAAUAACUACUUCAGUGCCUUAGUCUUAUUUAGGUCUGUAAUAGAACUAUUCACUAGGAUAGAUACGGAUAGGACUAAGUUCAUGCAGUUAGCUACAACAAUUGGUAGUAAUAUGUUCUAUGAUGUGUAUUUUAACUCACCCACUGACUAUGAUAAGUUUAUAAUUUCCGUUAAGAAAUUUAAUCUUUCACUUUUCAUAGUAAAACAAGGAAAGUCACAGGAGCACCCUUUAGAUAAAGUGUUUUAUGAGCACUUUAAAGAUAAAAUCUCACUUGACCAGUAUACCAUCCCGAAUGUGUACAAGAAUAAAUAG
Nematocida ausubeli is the source of this 1158-nucleotide messenger RNA. RefSeq lists its product as uncharacterized. The record is from RefSeq and is a predicted model, not a curated record. Gene Ontology annotation, molecular function: protein binding. Lineage: Eukaryota; Fungi; Microsporidia. The transcript has a single exon. Bases 1 to 1158 code for a protein of 385 amino acids.